Molecule: messenger RNA, 2272 nt
Organism: Orbicella faveolata
Lineage: Eukaryota; Metazoa; Cnidaria; Anthozoa; Scleractinia; Merulinidae
Biological process (GO): animal organ morphogenesis; tissue development
Source: RefSeq, a predicted model, not a curated record
UCGAGAUUCAAGGCUAAUUAUCUUGAAAAAAUGCGUGGCUACCACAAUCUUUCUUUAAGGAUUCCAAUAGGCCUUGCAAAGAUCUUCUUUUUCCGCGUGGUCCUUGCCUGGCCCAAAAACCUUUGUAUUUAGUAGGCACCGUCCUUAAGAAUAACGUCUGAUAACGAAGAUUCAGUGAGCCAAGUAGAAAGCUAGAAAUGUAUAUUAUCCAAGGUUGAGAGCUAAUGUAGCUCCGUUCAGUUAUUCGACGUUGAAAGAGCCAAUGAAAGACAUUCAUUUCAGUUGGUCAAAAUAUUGUUAAGCUUGUGAGCACACUGCAAGAGUGGGUCAGGGUCGCAGUUAUUUUCUGCCUCCACCAAAGAACGUCCGCGAUCGCAGUUCUUUUUUUUUAAAAGAAAUAAUAUAUCAGCGCGCUCCAGUCAUUCUGAUCUGAUCUGAAGCCUUUUCACUCCAUUUCGGAGCAUAGGCCACUGACGAAUCGUUUCCAAUCCCCUCUGUCCCUGGCCAAGAGUUCCAUCUCGGUCCAUGUGUAGCCAUUCAACUACAUGGUGCGUUUUGUAUCCCUUCUUCAGCUGUUACGCGGAUCUGCAGACGUUGAAUAGUUUAAUUUGCCUCAACCUUUUAUGUUUAAGUUUCUAUUCGUCUCUUGUUAUAAAUUUCACAGAUUCGCGUUCUGCGCUAUUGAUCGAUGUUCAGGCUAAAUUUCUGAGCUCAUUCCUGGAGGGUGUGCUUAGGAAUGCAAAGAGUGUAGAUCAGUCUUUCUGAAUUGUGUUAUCAGUAUUACGGGACGGUUGCAAAAUUUGAACGCGAGACUAAUCUAUACGUAAUCCAUCUAAUUUCUGGCCAAGUCAGCGGCUUACCGCACCGCAAGAGAAGAGACUCGCGUCCCAACAAGUGACGCGUCUGUUACUAAAGAAGAUAUGAAAUAUUAAUUAGACAAGUAAAUAAAACAUCUACAAUUAAAUGUAGGAAUGAAGAAGACGGCCGGAUUUUCUUUCUUCAUCAGCAUUCGAAACUAGCAUGGAUUUCGUCUUGCAGAAGCUUUUAUUUUUUACAGUUUUCUUUGUCUUUGCCUUUGAGGUGGUAGAGUCGGGAUUUAACGCCGUGUAUUUGAAGCGAACAGAGGCAAACUUUACGUGUGGAAAUCCUCCGGAGGACUUCUAUGAAACACAACAAGGACUUCUCGAUCCUGAAGACAGGGUACCGUACACAUGUAAUGCCAGCGACCCAGAAAAAGCGUUUCCUCCAGAGAACAUGGUCGAUGGGCUACUUGAAACACACUGGCAAUCCAGAAAAGGAGAAGACCUCGCUGUUAUUACAAUCAGCUUUGAACAGGCCUUCUUUGCUCAGGACAUCAGUAUUACAUUCGGUAACUAUCGAAGACCUGGACAAAUCAAGGUGGAGAAAUCGACGGAUUUUGGCGCCACAUUCACCCCAUGGCACUACUUGGUAACCCCGCGUGCCAGUAUUCAAUGCAUUCGGCAGUUUGGUGUAGAGGCUCAAAGCGUGAUCUCGCGCGUGGACCAAGUCUUAUGUACAGAGUACACCAAAUAUGUUCCUCUAGAAUUCAAUGAAACAAUAUUUAUCCAGCUUAAUCAUCAACAGAGAGGUGAUGGCACACCGGAUCCUUACACGCCUGGUUUACAGGCCUGGAUGAACGCCACCGGAGUAAGAUUCACCUUCACAGGAUUAUUUAGAAAAUUUGACAGGAUGUCAAAAUUAUGGCACCACUACACAGUGCGAGAGAUACAGGUGACCGGUCGGUGUGACUGUAAAGGACAUGCAAAUGGAACACACUGUCCGCUUAACCAAACAACAGGCUUGCGUACUUGUCAGUGUGAGGGGAACACUUGUGGACUUCAAUGUGACCAGUGCUGUCCACUUUAUAACCAAAUUCCAUGGAAGAUAGGCAAUGGCGCUCCGUGGAUUAAUGACCCUGCUGCGAGCUGUGAACCCUGCAACUGCCAUAACCACACUGACACUUGCGUGUACAACCAAACCGUGAGUGAUCUGGGCCUCAGCAUGAGUGUCAACGGAUCAAUGAUUGGUGGUGGAGUGUGCAUUAAUUGUCAGGUGUGUUUUCAUUGCAUUCCUUCUUUGUGCUCCAUCACGUUUUAAAGAAAUUUCAGUAGUUACCGUGAGGUUGGUUCCUGUGGAACAAUCUGGAUCAGGAUCAAUGUUCCAAGGUCAGUCAGAUCAAUGUGCCUCAAAGGCAACAAUGAAUCCUUCCCCAGAGGGAUUUAUCUGUUCCUCUGAUGCACAUGGUCCGAGU